GUGGAUAGUGACCGUACCCACUCGACUCUCUCCCCCCCCUAACAACCAAAUAAACCAUCAAAAAUCUUUCACAAUAUUAUUAUUUUUUUCCCAGUGCGUUAACAGUGCAACUCCAUUACAUCACCCAGACAUUCUCAAUAAACAAUUAUUAAAAAUACAAUUAUUGGGUGCAAAAUAUAUGCAAAAUCUAGCGCGCAACGUGGAUGUAUUGACGCAAGGACUUAAAUACAGUAUAUCUGGACUCAUGAACCUCGCAAAUCGAACAACUGAACCUCAGAGUGGAGCUUAUUUUGUUAAUUUCAAUCAGGACUGCACGUCAUUGGCUGUUGGGUCAAAGUCCGGUUACAAACUAUUUUCACUGACCUCCGUUGAUUAUUUGGAGAAAAUAUUUGAAAAUGAUUCCGAAGACAUUUGCAUUGUCGAGAGGCUGUUCAGCAGCAGCCUCAUGGCGGUUGUUAACUACUCAUCUCCAAGAAAACUCAAAGUUUGUCAUUUCAGGAAGGGAACGGAGAUAUGCAACUACAGUUACUCAAAUACAAUUUUGGCUGUGAAACUUAACAGAGCGAGACUGGUAGUCUGUCUCGAGGAAUCUCUGUAUAUCCACAAUAUACGGGACAUGAAGGUGUUACACACGAUUCGAGAUACACCGCCUAACGUUGCAGGCCUCUGCAUAUUGUCGAUAAACAGUGACAACUGUUACCUCGCCUACCCUGGGUCCAAUACCAUUGGCGAAGUCCAAAUAUUCGAUGCCAUCAAUCUGCAAGCAAAAACAAUGAUCCCAGCUCAUGACAGUCCCCUGGCAGCGCUUGCAUUCAGUCCAAAUGGUACCAAAGUUGCAACGGCAUCAGAAAAAGGCACUGUGAUUAGAGUCUUUCAAGUUCACGAUGGAACUAAAUUAUUUGAAUUUCGCCGAGGUGUGAAACGAUGCGUGUCAAUCAGUAGUUUGGCAUUCAGCAUCGACUCCAUGUUUUUGUGUUGCUCUAGUAAUACAGAAACGGUACACAUAUUUAAACUGGAGGAACCGAAAGAAGCGCCGAAACAGGCACCUGAGGAGACCCAAAGCUGGAUGGGCUACCUGACGAAAGCAGUGUCAGCCUCAGCAAAUUAUUUACCUUCACAAGUUACUGAUGUAUUCAAUCAAGGCCGUGCAUUCGCUAGUGUGCACCUGCCAUUUCAAGGAUUGAAAAACGUCUGUGCCAUCACUACAAUACAAAAAGUACUGAGGCUACUCGUGGCAAAUGUAGAUGGUUAUCUAUAUGUCUACAAUUUGGAUCCCAAUGAGGGCGGCGACUGCACACUUUUGAAGCAGCACAGAUUAGAUGGAAAACAGGACGAAGUAGACUGCGCUAGUGCGUCAACCGCAGGCGAAACCACAGCUAACGUGACACCUGCAGCCCCCAUAGUACAAAAUCCAGCCUGCAUAAAUAGCUACGCGGGUGCGUUGCGCGGCCGCUCACCAGACUCCAUGUCAGAUGGGAUAAUCCAACAAUUCCUGGGCCAGUUGAGCAAUAUGUUUUGACGAGGGGACCCUAAAUUUGAUUUAGAAGGAGCAAAGUCAUGAGAGUGGAUUUUUAAUGAAAACAUCAAUAUUGACUGGCUAAUUAUGCAACGUUUAACUAAUUGACAGUUAAACAAAGUAUUGAUCAUGGUUUUCCUUAUUUUUGUUAACUUUCAUGGAAUAAUUGACCUGAUUCAUCAUUUUCAUUGAGGCUUUUAAAUAUUUUCUGUAGAAUUUCUUCAGCUCCAAUUUUGCAGUCUCUAUUUUUACAGUUUUGAUCUCAAAAAUAUUGCAAAAUUAGAGGCGAAGGAAUAUUACAGGAAAAGUAUCAAUAGAAUGUCUGUUUAUAGAAAAAUCAAAUUUGCUAGACCUUUACAUUGAAUUUUUUCACAUGUGUAGCCAUCUAUCUAUUAAAAACAGUUUUAGGCACUUGUGUUGAUAGCUAUUUUUUGUUAUUUGAGCACCAGAUCAUUUUUAGCCCCGUAGAACAAAGAUAUCGACCAAAAAUGAGGAGAAAAUGACUUAACAUGGGAGGAGACGGAAUGAUACUCUUGGCACUGGCCUACAAAAAUCGAUUGAAAAAAUAUAUAUUGUUGAAAUGAAAAUUCAAUGAAGCAAAGAAAUGAUGCAACCGUCAUGGAACUGGCAAAUCAAUCGAUGGUCAUUUGAUGAUGGCUCGAUUUGUCUGCUGGUUCACUCGGUUGAUGGCCGAUCAAAUGUGAUUUAUUCUUUGAUCGAUGCAAGCAAUUAAUUAAUGAGUAAUCAUUCGAUAGUUGGUAUGAAGGAUUAGUCAAUUUUUAAUCAUUGGUUGAUUGCUAGACGUUUAUCAGUCGAUUGAUGGUCGAUCAUUGGCCCAUUGUCGGUCAGCGGUUAGUCGAUCCCAAUUAUCAGUGUAACAGUUGAUCGAUAAUUGAACAAUCAUCACACAUUGACCGGUGAUAGUUGGUCCCAGGGUCCAGGUGUAUCGCUCGACAUAAUUUAUUAUUUUCGGCCCAAUGACGAAAUGUUCUGUUUAUUGUCUCCCUCGAAUGGAGUGAUAUGAAUAAGAGACACUUAAGUGAAAUCCACUCAUCCUAUCUACCCACUAUCCCAUCCUCCUCCAUGGGAAUCAUCCAGCGAAUUCAAGUAAUUACCCCAUCAUCUCCCGGAAAUAAUCCCGAGACAAUAACAAUAGCCAUCAAUCAAAACUAAAUCAUGCUCACACCAAUUUUUUUCUCGUUGAAGAUUUUGUGCAUAAAAAAAUGAAUAACUCUUAACUCUACAAUGAAGUCGUAUUAUUAACCAUGAUAAUG
This is a messenger RNA of Diachasmimorpha longicaudata, 2790 nucleotides long. RefSeq names its product WD repeat domain phosphoinositide-interacting protein 2 (gene Atg18a). Gene Ontology annotation, cellular component: phagophore assembly site membrane; cytosol; extrinsic component of membrane. The transcript has 11 exons. Gene Ontology annotation, biological process: protein localization to phagophore assembly site; protein lipidation; nucleophagy. Gene Ontology annotation, molecular function: protein binding; phosphatidylinositol-3,5-bisphosphate binding; phosphatidylinositol-3-phosphate binding. NCBI's taxonomy places the organism in Eukaryota, Metazoa, Arthropoda, Insecta, Hymenoptera, Braconidae. The coding region runs from base 179 to 1519 and encodes 446 amino acids. The record is from RefSeq and is a predicted model, not a curated record.